Paralichthys olivaceus (Japanese flounder) is the source of this 2012-nucleotide messenger RNA. RefSeq names its product Spi-1 proto-oncogene a (gene spi1a). The record is from RefSeq and is a predicted model, not a curated record. Gene Ontology annotation, biological process: cell differentiation; regulation of transcription by RNA polymerase II. Gene Ontology annotation, molecular function: DNA-binding transcription factor activity, RNA polymerase II-specific; sequence-specific DNA binding. Gene Ontology annotation, cellular component: nucleus. NCBI's taxonomy places the organism in Eukaryota, Metazoa, Chordata, Actinopteri, Pleuronectiformes, Paralichthyidae.
AGCAACAUUGCAUGUUUGUCAGUGUGGCAACAAAAAUCAGUUGACAUCCAUCACCAGCUUUAAGGACAAAGGUUCUCAUGCUGCCUUGUUUACAUGAUGGACGGCUAUGUCAUGUCAUCUCCCUCAGAGGCAAUUAUUCCAAAUGAGUCGGAGAAUUUCCGUCCAUCUGCAGAGCUGUACCCUUACCUCACUAAUGUCGGGGAGAUUUAUGAAGACCACAGAUGGACCUUCCACUCUGAGCGGGUCCAGCUGCUGGACCUGGAGAGUUCACCAGUGAAUCAGCUCACAGAGCUUCAGUCUGUGACCCCUCAACAACACAUACAACCCUACCGCUUCAGCAACGAGUGUCUGCCGCUUCACCUGGAGCCUCCACUCACUCCACUCUCUGUGUCACCACAGAUCCCGUAUUACACACCAUCCCUGUGCUACCAGUACCAACCCUCAGCCUCACCAGGCCAUUACUACUCAGAGGAGGAACAGAGAGGAGUCAGUCCCCUGCUCGAGGUUUCAGAGGGGGAAGAUGAAUAUGAAGACCACAACCGCUCUUCCUUCAGGAAAGACAACAAUAAGAAGAAAAUCCGCCUGUACCAGUUCCUCCUGGACUUGCUACGGAAUGGUGAAAUGAAUGACAGUAUCUGGUGGGUGGACCAGGACAAGGGCAUCUUCCAGUUCUCCACCAAACACAAAGAGGCUCUGGCCAGCCACUGGGGCCUUCAGAAAGGAAACCGCAAGAAAAUGACCUACCAAAAAAUGGCUCGAGCUCUGAGGAACUAUGGUAAAACUGGAGAGAUUAAAAAAGUAAAGAAGAAGCUAACCUAUCAGUUCAGUGAGGAAGUGCUGAGGAACCUCUUUUUACGUCAAUACCCUCAUUGAUGAGAGAACAGAACCAGCAUUUUAUUACCAUGCUGAAAUCACUAACUUAGCCCAGAUUGAAUUUGCCUGUAGAUUUGCGUUUUAUUUUGUUGUUCUACCAAGUUUACUCACUUAUUUAUUUGUGAUAAAAGUGCACUUCCUCUAUUUGCAAACUUUGAUGUAAAUCGCUUUUAGGUGCAAAUUAAGUUCUUUUGUCUGUGCACGAGGAUUAAAUGAUGAUUAAAAAUCUGGGACAGGUACCAAAGAAAAAAUCACUUAAAAACACAAAAAUCUAAUCAUGACCAUGUUUUUUAUGAAUGUGUGUAAAUAAAUGCUAUGUUACUCAAAUGAUUUGAAUCCACCUUCAAACUAAGACAAAAUGCAUUCUGGCCCACAGUGUACCCACCUGAUAAGUUCAUUUAAUUCAUAGAUUGAAGACAGACAUAGAAUUAAUUAUCAAAUCUGAUAAAUAAAUGUUUCUAACACAUCAGCAAGAGCUCCAGAAUAAAAUAUCAAAGAGAGUGAAUCAAAAAUUCAACCACAAACUUAAUUUGAAAUACAUUUUUCACCAAGUGACCGUAAUUUACAAACAGAUUGUUAAAGAAGCAGUGAAUCUGUACCAAUGACAAGAUGGUCAACAGGACGUUGACCACAAACUCUGCUGUGUUACCUGGAAAGAUGAUGGAAUACAGACACACAACUCAAACACAUUAUCCACACAGACACAGAGAAAAAAAUCAAAGAUAAUGAAGUCAUCUGUGUGUCUUACAAUAGAGCUUUAUGCCUUUUAAAUAAUAAAUAUGAACAGGCACAUCAGCCCAGUAAGACAAAAAACAUUAGUCUAUACCUGUUCCAAAUAAUAAAGAACCUUUAUAACAGAAUGAACCAUAUAGAUGUUUAGUUCUGAUAGAUGUUUCUCAUCUGACAGGAAGGUGUCCAACUAUCCCCAGCCAUAUUUGCACUAAUGCAACUACAACAAUACUUUAUACUAUUAUUAGUAUUUCAGUCACUCUCCUACUCAUGAUUUAAGAUAAAGCUAAAUUUUAUUUCAUUUAAUUACCUUACAAUAGUGAUGGCUUAUGUAACUUGAGUAGAAUAAUUCUACAACAUACAGUAGAAAAUACUCAUCUUAAUUAUUCUAGAAUUUGCUAACCAGGAAU